AUGGACGCGUCGCGAGCCUCGGCGGCCAAGCCCCCGACCGGGAGGAAGAUGAAGGCUCGUGCUCCCCCACCUCCUGGGAAGCCUGCCACCCCCAACUUGCACAGCGGACAGAGAUCUCCUCGCAGAGCAUCCCCCGGGCCCCCACAGAACCAGCUCAGCAGAAAGCACUCGCUGGACGGCGGGGUGGUGGCCAUGACCGUCGUGCUGCCCAGCGGGCUGGAGAAGAGAAGUGUGGUCAACGGGAGCCACGCAAUGAUGGACCUACUGGUUGAACUUUGCCUUCAGAACCAUCUGAAUCCUUCCAACCAUGCCCUGGAGAUCCGGUCUUCAGAAACCCAACAGCCUUUGAAUUUUAAGCCAAAUACUUUAGUUGGGACCUUGAAUGUGCACACCGUAUUUCUGAAAGAAAAAGUUCCUGAAGCGAAGGUUAAGCCUGUUCCCCCUAAGGUGCCUGAGAAAACGGUGCGUCUAGUGGUGAAUUACCUGCGCACGCAGAAGGCGGUGGUGCGCGUGAGCCCCGACGUGCCCCUGCAGAGCCUCCUCCCGGUCAUCUGCGCCAAGUGUGAGGUCAGCCCAGAGCACGUGGUGCUCCUCGGGGACAGUGUGGCCGGCGAGGAACUGGAGCUCUCCAAGUCCCUGAGCGAGCUGGGGAUACAGGAGCUGUACGCCUGGGACAACAAGCGAGUUCUUCUGACCAAAACGAAGUCGGAGCCUUCCCUGAGCUGUCGAGAAACCUUUAGAAAAUCUUCACUCAGCAAUGAUGAGACAGACAAAGAGAAGAAAAAAUUUCUGGGAUUUUUCAAAGUUAAUAAAAGAAGCAAUAGUAAGGCCGAGCAGUUCGGGCAGCCUGGGGUGGACAGCCGUGAGGAUGCCUCCACGUCCACACUGGGGAGGAGUUCAAAUGGCUGCUUGACGACCCCGAACUCCCCGUGUGUGAAUCCACGUUCUGUUACCCUGGGUCCAUCCCGCUCUCUUGGCAACAUCUCAGGGGUGUCAGUCAAGUCGGACCUGAAGAAGCGCCGGGCACCCCCUCCUCCAACCCUGCCCUGUACAGGGCCACCUGUGCAAGACAAGACAUCGGAAAAGAUGUCUCUGGGGUCGCAGAUGGACUUACAGAAGAAGAAGAGGCGGGCGCCGGCUCCCCCUCCACCGCAGCCCCCACCACCCAGCCCGCUGGUGCCGCCCCGCACGGAGGGCAGGGAGGAGGGCAGAAAGGGCAGGACGGGUGUCGGCCGGCAGGUGCCACAGAAGCCCCCCCGAGGCGCCGCUCGGGGGCCCCCCCAGCUAGUGCUGCCCCCGCCCCCGCCCUACCCGCCUCCUGAUGCGGACGUGGCCGAGCCUCGGCUCGGCGCUCCGGGGGAAGGCGCUGCUCCCGAGGCCUCCCGCCCAAGGCCCGCACCCGCACCGAGCCUGUCCUCGGGGCCCGGCGAUCCCUGCAGCAUGGACGGCGCCCCCCCGGUGCCCCCGGAGGCCGAGGAGACCGUGUCUGUCGGCAGCUGCUUCACCUCGGAGGACGCCACGGAGGACUCAGGGGUGAUGAGCUCCCCCUCGGACAUCGUGUCCCUGGAUUCCCAGCAUGACAGCACGAAAUCCAAGGACAGGUGGGGCACAGACCAGGAGGACUGCAGUGACCAGGAGCUGGCCGGGACUCCAGAGCCGGCCCCCCCGAAGAGCCCCGUGUGGGGCAGGGGCAGCUCCGAGAAGCGGCGUCUGAGAAACGGAAAAGCUGCUCCAGCCUCACAUGAGGAUGAGGAAAUAUUCAUGACUGGACAGUUCCAGAAAACCCUUGCAGAGCUGGACGAAGACCUGGAAGAAAUGGAAGAAAGCUAUGAAGCUGACACAAGCUCCCUCAGCAACUCUGUACAAGGCAUCUCCACCACCCAUGGUGACUCUGAGGCAAUCCCGGUGACAUUCAUAGGGGAAGUUCUUGAUGACCCCGUGGACUCAGGCAUGUUUUCCAAUAGAAACAACAAUGCUGGCUCCUUCGACUUGGGGAGCACGGCCGACAGUAAGGCUCAGCUACCACCCUGCCAGGCUGAGUACCCCCAGCAGCACAGACAGAGGUGGGUAGCAGGGCCCAGCUCACCACCUCCUUCCCAGGAGCCUGAGAGAGAAGGCUCAGCCUUGACCAACACCUGGCAGGAGGUGGAUCCCAGUAAGAUGGAGCCCAAGGCGAGUUCUGCUUCAGCGCUUCACACUCACCACUUGAAUGGGAAAGAGGAAGGCAGGGCGCCUGGCCCUGCUCACAGCGGGAGGACCCCAGACCCCGGGAGGGUGACCCUGCAGCUGGGGAAGGAAAAGGCAAGUGAUGGUACAAGUAAUAUCUCAACACUACCGCCAUGGCAUCAACGAGGCCAACUCCCAGCGGGGAGUUAUGGCCUUAAAUAUGGACUCACAACUUAUAAAAUUGUCCCUCCAAAGUCAGAGAUGAAAUGCUACGACCGAGGGGCAUCCCUCUCCAUGGGUGCCAUUAAGAUUGAUGAGCUGGGGAACCUGGUGAGCCCCCACGUGAAUGCCGGCAGGACUGUAGUUCCCUCAUCACCGACUCUGGAGGCAGAAACCCCACCCAUUGGAAAAGUCAAAGAAUUCUGGAGAUCCAAUUCUAUAGAGAAGCACUCUGGCCGGCCCACGGAGGGGCCCAAGAGGACCCCCACCGCCACCACCCCCAUGAAUCCGCAACCUCAGGAAAGCAGACUGAGAGGCGAGCCCACCUCCCCAGACCCCCAGGUAACAUUGCCCGGGCCCCAGUCCCCCCACUCAGAAGACGGGAGUGCUCUGGGGGAGGGGAGAAGCCGGCCACCCCCGGCAGCCGCUCGUCCCCUCCAAGUGCCAGCAGCCAGCACCGCGGAAGUCCCGUUUCUCAAACCUCAGAGGAGAACGUCCAGUCAGUACAUGGCCUCUGCCAUCGCCAAGCGGAUAGGGGCCCCGAAAGCCCACAGUGACGUGGGGAGGGGACGGGAUAACACCCAGAGGACAUGUGAAGGCACAGCGCCAGAGCCAGCGGUAGCGCCUCCUGUGGUGAAGGACGGUACCACCCCCAGCCCAAACCCAGGCACGGGCAUUCGUCGUGAGGGGGAGGAAUCCGCGGCAGGACCCCAUCCUGGAUGGCAGGUCAGCAGCCCUUACGGGAAGCUGUCUGCUCAAGACUACCCUCCUGGCAUCCACGGAAAUCCCCGGGCGUCACUAGUCAGAGCUGCCCAAAGGGACCAGGCUCCUGUGGGGCAGAGCUGUGGGCUCAGUGGGGAGCAAAGCACAAGGGCCCACAGGACCGACUCCGCCUCCGACCCCCAGUGCAAGUCUGACGGCCUGAGCCCCUCACGCCCUCGCUCAGGAGGUGGUCAGACUUCAGGCAGCACCCUGGUGAAUGGCUCCCGGCGGGCUGCCACCCACAGCGAGCCUGCUUGCUCUUCAAGAGUGUCAGAUACCAACGGCCGGGCUGGACAGGAGCCCCCACCACGGGAGGAAAAGCCCAGUUUGUUAAGCACAGCUGUGCUUGAAGCUGACGGUACACUGCCAGCCAGCAUCUUCGGGCCAAAGAAGAAAUUCAGGCCUGUGGUCCAGAGGCCAGCUCCGAAAGACACAUCUCUGCACAGUGCCCUGAUGGAGGCCAUCCACUCGGCUGGAGGCAAGGACAGGCUCCGCAAGACUCCAGAACCCCGCUCAAAGGGAGGGCCAAAGAAACCGUCCUACACUGAGGCGGACUGUGAGCGCUCAGCCCUCCUGGCGGCCAUACGCGGCCACAGCGGGACCUGCAGCCUGAGGAAGGUCACGUCCUCUGCCUCUGAGGAGCUCCAGAGCCUCCGCGAUGCCGCGCUGUCCGCACAGGGGCCGGACUCCUCGCGGGUGGAAGGCCUUGGGGUCCAGUCCCAGCUGCCCCCGCCCCCACCCGCUCCGGCUGCCCAGGCGCCCAGCUCAUCCCGGUCGGCAUCAAGGUGUAGCUCGGGGCCGGCCAGCAGCCCGGUGGACGCCAGACGGGCCUUGAUGGAUGCCAUCCGCUCCGGCACCGGAGCCGCGAGGCUGAGAAAGGUGCCCUUGCUCGUGUGA
This is a messenger RNA of Rangifer tarandus platyrhynchus (Svalbard reindeer), 4044 nucleotides long. NCBI's taxonomy places the organism in Eukaryota, Metazoa, Chordata, Mammalia, Artiodactyla, Cervidae. The record is from the annotation of a GenBank genome assembly.